This is a messenger RNA of Salvelinus fontinalis (brook trout), 669 nucleotides long. RefSeq lists its product as uncharacterized. NCBI's taxonomy places the organism in Eukaryota, Metazoa, Chordata, Actinopteri, Salmoniformes, Salmonidae. Bases 1 to 669 code for a protein of 222 amino acids. The record is from RefSeq and is a predicted model, not a curated record. The transcript is spliced from 4 exons.
AUGCCAGACGGUAUCUCUCACACGUCUAAAAUGAACAUUUUAUGGUUUCUACUCAUCCUCACAGAUACGUGGGCUGAAGACCCUCCAAAGGACCAGUAUGGGUUGAAGGGAGGUUCAGUGUGUCUGGCUGUUGCAGAACAACCUGAGGAACUUAAAGGACUUAGAUGGAAGGUCAAUAGUACUGUAAUAGUUGAUGAUAAAGAGUUCUCUCCUAAAUACAAGGAGAAAGUGGAUUAUAAUCCAGUGAACCAAACACUGUGCAUUAAGAAUCUGACGGACACAGACAGUGGAAUUUACAUUGCAAAUGCAAAGAAAAUAUAUUGGACAGAUUCAACGUCUUCAUACAGGCUUAAGGUGUUGGCUGUGUUGGUUGUUGUAGAAGCUGUUCCCAUUCCAGCCAUGCAGGUGACCUACUACAACUCAAGUACAGGACUUUGUACCAUCACAGUGAAUUGUUCAGGCUGGAUGUUUUCUGUCUGUGAUGGAGGUCAGUGCCCACUGUACCAGGAUUCUCUGUCAGUCUCUGAGGUCAACAUCACCGUCUCCAGUGGUAAUGGAUUCAUCCAGUGUAUCGUCAACAAUCACGUCAGUGCAGGGACCAAAUCACAACGCAUGGAGGACAUAUGUCAGUCUUAUUUACUAGCUUCUACCUUCUAUCAGAUCUUUUGA